Messenger RNA from Perca fluviatilis (European perch), 1430 nucleotides. RefSeq names its product mannan-binding lectin serine peptidase 2 (gene masp2). The coding region runs from base 76 to 975 and encodes 299 amino acids. The record is from RefSeq and is a predicted model, not a curated record. The transcript has 6 exons. NCBI's taxonomy places the organism in Eukaryota, Metazoa, Chordata, Actinopteri, Perciformes, Percidae. Gene Ontology annotation, molecular function: serine-type endopeptidase activity; calcium ion binding.
GUUCAUUUACCCUCAGAUCACUGAGGGUGAACCGUUCCAAAACACACAAAUAUAUCUGGGGACUGCAAACUCAACAUGACCAGUGGGUGCUGUGUAUUUGUCCUAUUUUCCCUCCUCCAUGUCUCGCUGAGUGUGAUAAUGACAGGAUUAUAUGGCAGCUUCACCUCCCCUAACUUCCCCCAGCCAUACCCUGACAACCAGCUCGUAGUGUGGAACAUCACUGUCCCAGAUGGCCACAGGGUCAAACUCUACUUCAGCCACUUCAGCAUGGAACCCUCAAACCAGUGUGAAUAUGACUACAUCCAGGUUUUGACAGAGGGGAAUGAAACCUUGCGGUUCUGCGGUGAGGAAGAGAAGAACUAUGAAAGCACCCCAAGGAACACCAUCAUCCUUUCAGCCGGAAACCUCAUGUCAGUGGUCUUUAGGAGUGACUACUCUAACGAGGGCCGAUUCACAGGCUUCCAAGCAUUUUACACCUCAGAAGACAUCAACGAGUGUCUGUCCAAGAUAGAUGGGGAAAGAGUGUGUGAUCAUUUUUGCCACAAUUACAUCGGUGGAUAUUACUGCACGUGCAGACAAGGGUACCUUCUCCAUGACAACAAAAGAUCCUGCACAGUGCCAUGCCACAGCCAAGUGUUGACCUCACUCUCAGGGGUUCUGACCAGUCCGGGCUACCCGGGCCCCUACCCUUCAAUGAGUCAAUGUGACCACACCAUCCGUCUGCCGGAGGGCUACAGAAUAAUCUUGGACUUCAUGGAACCCUUUGACGUAGAGGCACACUUGGAUGUCCCUUGUCCGUACGACAUGUUGAAGAUUUCAACAGCUGGACAAGAUUAUGGACCCUUCUGCGGAUCAAUGCCACCGGGUCGCAUUGACACAGGAAGUUACCAAGUGCAUGUUGCGUUCAGAUCCGACCCUAGUGGGAAAAACAAGGGAUGGAAGAUCAAGUAUACCAGCGUCAAGGCUGAAUCCUGAUGGCUUGUUGACAUGAACAAUUUAUGUGUUUAUGCUAUCUGAAAAUUUGGCACAGUGUCUUUAUGGCAACUUAACACAACCAUAAUGUUUUUGGUGAAGCUUGGAUGUUGUGUUUGUGCAUUAGGCUAUCAGAAGCAUUAUCCUUACGAUACUUUAUAUGACAUUGUGACAAUGGUGCUACAAAAAGUUCAAGCAAUUUCAUUGAUUUCAUCUAAUUUCUAAUCUAAUUGUCAUUGUUUUAUUUCUUUGUUUGGUGAGAUGAUGCCAAAAUCUCAAGAGCACAAUCCUCUUAACCACUUUUGCAUGGGCCGUUUUAUUGUUUUGUUACUUGACAUGCAAAUUAAGGAAGACUCAAAAGACACUUUGACUUAUGAAUAUAUAUAUGUGUAUAUAUAUAUUAGAUAUGAAAAAGUUCUUUAAAAUACUGUUUAAUAAACCAUAACAUACAACCUGAA